CUAGCCUGGCAUUAAUUGCUCAACACUUUAAGCUAAAAAUUCAAAAAUGUCAGCGGAUUUUCUUAAGGAUAUAUUUAAGCAGCUGGAUAAGGAUGGCAGCGGCUUUAUAUCAGCCGACGAACUGCAGGAGGCGCUUUCCAAUGGCAGCUGGUCAGCGUUUAAUCCAGAGACCAUACGCUUAAUGAUUGGCAUGUUUGAUCGCGAUAAGCGCGGACAUGUUAGCUACGAAAACUUUGGCGCUCUUUGGAAUUAUGUUACAGAUUGGCAAAAGUGUUUUCGCAACUACGAUCUGGACAAUUCGAACAGCAUUGACAGGCAGGAGCUGCAAACGGCGCUCACUUCAUUUGGCUACAAAUUGUCUGCGGAGCUGCUCGAUACGCUCAUUAAGAAAUUCGAUCGCAUUGGAGCGGGUCAUGUGCUCUUUGAUGAUUUCAUACAAUGCUGCAUUGUGCUGCAAACGCUAACCACAGCGUUUAAGGCGCAUGACAAGGACAUGAAGGGGGUGAUUACCAUUGACUAUGAACAGUUCUUGGACAUGGUAUUCUCACUGACUAUAUAAAUAAAUUAAAAGUUA
Molecule: messenger RNA, 574 nt
Organism: Drosophila busckii
Lineage: Eukaryota; Metazoa; Arthropoda; Insecta; Diptera; Drosophilidae
Product: programmed cell death protein 6-like
Exons: 1
Coding region: 47-559 (170 amino acids)
Molecular function (GO): calcium ion binding
Source: RefSeq, a predicted model, not a curated record